This is a messenger RNA of Vespula pensylvanica (western yellowjacket), 2052 nucleotides long. RefSeq names its product gamma-secretase subunit Aph-1 (gene aph-1). The record is from RefSeq and is a predicted model, not a curated record. The transcript has 2 exons. The coding region runs from base 436 to 1149 and encodes 237 amino acids. NCBI's taxonomy places the organism in Eukaryota, Metazoa, Arthropoda, Insecta, Hymenoptera, Vespidae. Gene Ontology annotation, molecular function: protein-macromolecule adaptor activity. Gene Ontology annotation, biological process: Notch signaling pathway; Notch receptor processing; positive regulation of catalytic activity. Gene Ontology annotation, cellular component: membrane; endoplasmic reticulum; gamma-secretase complex.
UUUCAUAGAAAUAAUCUACCCGUUUAAAAAAUAUAUCGAUCGAGUAAAAUCUACGCAAUUUUAUUCCUGGUUUUAAUUUUUAAUAACUUGUAUAAAUUCGAGAAUGAAGUUCAAUAUUGCAAAUUAAAAAAAAAAAUAUCGAUAAACUAUCGAUUACAGUGUAAGCUUAUCUCAUUGUAAUUCAUACAAAGGUGCUUUCAUUUAUCAGUAGUACGAUUUCUAAAGAUUGUUGAACGAGGUCGUACUUAACCUUAUAAAUAUGUUCUGAAAUGUCAAAUUUAAAAAUUAUGUUUGUGGUAAUGCAAUAAAUGCGCCCACAGAAAGUUGACAUUCGAGCCAUAAUAAGGCUGUGUAGGAUUAGAAGCAGUUAGUGUGGAAGAAAGGUCAAUUGACAAAUAAGUACACGCGAGUGAUUAAGCAUUCAUCCCAACAAAAAUGACGGUUAUGGAUUUUUUCGGUUGUGCUUCCUUGGCUUUUGGGCCUCCAUUAGCCAUGUUCGCAUUUACUAUAGCUAAUGAUCCAAUAAAAAUUAUUAUACUAAUUGCCAGUGCUUUUUUCUGGCUUAUUUCUUUACUUUUAUCAUCCGUGCUUUGGUAUACUAUUCCAUUUCAAAAUCAUUUAAUGUUUGGAUUACUAUAUUCCGUAUUACUCCAAGAAGCUUUCAGGUAUCUUUUAUACUGGGUAUUACGAAAAGCUGAAAAAGGUUUAGAAAAAGUAACUACAACUGAAGUAGUUAACGGCAGACAUGUAUUUGCAUAUGUUUGUGGCCUAGGCUUCGGUUUCAUGAGUGGAGCUUUUGCUCUGGUCAAUGUGUUAGCAGACGCAGUUGGUCCUGGAACCAUGGGUCUCAAACACGGUACAGAAUACUUCUUCAUCAUAUCAGCAUCCACCACAUUAUGCUUCAUUUUACUGCAUACAUUCUGGGGUAUUAUAUUUUUUGCUGCUCUUGAUAAACGGAACUGGGGACAAAUUAUAUGGGUCAUAGGAUCACAUUUGUCCGUCUCCUUCAUGACCCUAUUAAACAUAGAACAGUUAUUUGCGAUCAGUCUCUCUUUUGGUUACACUAUUUUAAUUAUUAAUGCGAUUCUUGCCUUUAAGGUCGCUGGUGGGAAAAUAGUGAAUAUAACUCAGUGUUUUAUAAGAAAUUAAGAGCUUAUAUAAUGAGUACAUGUUUAAUAAUAUAUAGAUGUAAAAACAAAAUAUUUCAUUUUUUAUAAAAAUAAAAGUCUGGACAUGAUUUGAUUUCUUAAUAAAUAACUUACAAAAGGACUGUUUACAAAAAUAUUAUACAAGAUAAUAAAAUGAUAUUCUUUCUUAAUACUUAACAUAAGUAUAAAUCAACGAGAGGAUUGAAUAUGGAGUAAAAGUUAACUCUACGAUCUUUAGUUAUUUAUUAGACGUCUACUUUAAAAAAGAAUUAAAGAUAAGAGCAUUGAGAACCACAGCUAUAUUAUAAAUACAUUAAUUCAUUAAAUUCUUUGAAGAUUUGAAACUGUAAGAACUAUUUUAGGUAAUCUGAUUUAUUUUAUUUGGUACGCUCUAGCAUUAAGUUUUUUGAUAAAAUUGCUAGUCCGUCCCUUGAUCCAUUAAAACAAAUGAUAAUAGCGUAGUUAUUGUUCAAACUGCAGUAAAGCAAAGACAAUGUUUUAAUUUAAAAUUUAGUGAUAUAAUAUAGUGCAUAGCAUAUUCAUUCAAGAAAACUAAAUGUAAUAUCUCUCUAUGCGAUUGUAUGUAUGUAUGUAUGUGUGUAUGUAUGCAUGUAUGUAUGUGUAUCUAAUUAUAUGAUAUAAUGAUACAGAUUAUUUUAUGCAAAAGUUUGAAAACAAACUAUUGCUUGAAUAUAAUAUACAAAAGACGCGAUAAGUAAGGAAUUGUUUAUUGAUUUUAUAUAUAAGAUAAUUUGUUAAAAAUACAAUUUAGAUAAUUAUUGGAUCAUGUUCUAUCUCGCACCUUAUUUCAUUAACACAAUGUCAUUUCAUAGUAGUUUAUUAAUCCAUUCAUAUUACAUUUCGUAUAAUUAUGUAAUUCAAAUAAAAACCAUUUUUGUACAAU